AUGGAAGAGUCAGAUAUUACAGUUUUGGGAAUACAGCCCAAUGACUAUGUAAAUGCUAUAUUGGUUCCAGAAGGAGGCCAAGUUCCUUUAGAUAUUGCAAAUUUGGCAGCUCAGGGAAUCUUUAAUGUCGUAACCGUGAAGUCUAUUCAUGACCCGAAAGUUGGCGUCAUAUUUGAUGCACGGUCAUUGAUCCACGCCCUAACCAUUCUCAUAUCUGAACAUAUGGAUAUGUGUCUCUCAGAACGUGGUCAUCUAACUGAAAAUGUAAAAGUUGUAAAUUGA
This is a messenger RNA of Miscanthus lutarioriparius, 282 nucleotides long. Lineage: Eukaryota; Viridiplantae; Streptophyta; Magnoliopsida; Poales; Poaceae. The record is from the annotation of a GenBank genome assembly.